AUGGCAGUUAAAGCUGUUCAUUUAGAAGCUGUUUCAGAUCUUACAACAGAAGCAUUUCUCAACGCAUUCAAGCGUUUUAUCAGUCGUCGAGGCAAGCCAACCGAUGUAUAUUCGGACAAUGGCACGAACUUUGUUGGAGCAAAUAAGGAGUUGAAGAAGUGCUUAGAGAUAUUUUCACAGGAACAAGAGAGACGCAAUAUUAUGGACUAUACUGCAACUGAAGGCAUAAAAUGGAAUUUAAUUCCCGCUAGAGCCCCGCAUUUCGGAGGAUUAUGGGAAAGCUCAGUGAAGUCUUUCAAGGCUCAUUUUUACAAAACAGCUACAGAUGCUUCUAUGACUUUUGAGGAAGUCUCAACUCUCGUGGUUCAGAUAGAGGCGAUUUUAAAUUCGCGUCCUCUGUCAGCAAUUUCAGACGAUUCUAAUGAUUUAAGCUUUCUGUCUCCAGGAGAUUUUCUUAUAGGUUCUACGUUGACCUCUUAUCCUCAAGCAGAUUUGUUGGAUACUAAAAUCAAUCGUUUAUCUAGAUGGCAAUUGCUCGAAAGAAUACGCCAACAUUUUUGGAAGGGAUGGUCCGUUGAAUAUUUAUCGAGCCUUCAGCGGCGUAAUAAGUGGCAAUCUAGUUCAGGACCCCCUAUACAAGUCGGGCAAUUAGUGGUUUGCCGAGAAGAUGGUUUACCUCCUUUAAAAUGGGUACUCGGACGAGUUCUCGAAGUAAUGCCCGGAGCAGAUAACGUAGUCAGAACGGCUAUCGUUAAAAUUAACGCUGGAUUAUAUAAGCGCCCGGCUGCAAAACUAUGUGUAUUGCCUAUCGGAGAAGAUUCCGUUAGCGGCGAGUCCUUUGAUGACAAUUAG
Messenger RNA from Cyphomyrmex costatus, 852 nucleotides. RefSeq lists its product as uncharacterized. The transcript has a single exon. The coding region runs from base 1 to 852 and encodes 283 amino acids. The record is from RefSeq and is a predicted model, not a curated record. Lineage: Eukaryota; Metazoa; Arthropoda; Insecta; Hymenoptera; Formicidae. Gene Ontology annotation, biological process: DNA integration. Gene Ontology annotation, molecular function: nucleic acid binding.